AUGAUUGAUGAUGAUGAUGAUGAUGAUGAUGAUGAUGAUGAUGAUGAUGAUGAUGAUGAUGAUGAUGAUGAUGAUGAUGAUGAUGAUGAUGAUGAUGAUGAUGAUGAUGAUGAUGAUGAUGAUGAUGAUGAUGAUGAUGAUGAUGAUGAUGAUGAUGAUGAUGAUGAUGAUGAUGAUGAUGAUGAUGAUGAUGAUGAUGAUGAUGAUGAUGAUGAUGAUGAUGAUGAUGAUGAUGAUGAUGAUGAUGAUGAUGAUGAUGAUGAUGAUGAUGAUGAUGAUGAUGAUGAUGAUGAUGAUGAUGAUGAUGAUGAUGAUGAUGAUGAUGAUGAUGAUGAUGAUGAUGAUGAUGAUGAUGAUGAUGAUGAUGAUGAUGAUGAUGAUGAUGAUGAUGAUGAUGAUGAUGAUGAUGAUGAUGAUGAUGAUGAUGAUGAUGAUGAUGAUGAUGAUGAUGGAUGA
This is a messenger RNA of Schistosoma bovis, 456 nucleotides long. NCBI's taxonomy places the organism in Eukaryota, Metazoa, Platyhelminthes, Trematoda, Strigeidida, Schistosomatidae. The record is from the annotation of a GenBank genome assembly.